AUGGCAGAUGAUAAUAUUGUUCCCAAUGCUACUAUUGGCGAGGGAGGUGGGCCGCGUUUCCGAGCAUCUGAACCCAAUGACCAGGUGAAACGAAUUGAGAUAUGGCAUGGCAACUUUGAAACAGAGGACAAUGAUGUUAUAAGGGGGAUCCGUGUCGAGUGGAAGCAGGCCCACCCCCGGUUUUGGGGAGUCGAGCAGGGUAUCGGGGAAGAAAUAAUACUCAACCCACCAGAUGAGAGAAUCACCCAUUUCAUAAUAGCUGGGGGAGCUUUCAUCGACAGGAUUGAGAUUAUGACCAACAAGAAGCCUAUUGAACGGAUUGGUGGCCCGGGCGGUAUAUCCCAUGAGAUUGAUGUUGGAAGUGGUUAUCUCAGUGGAUUCUUUGGCACAGGCGAUGCUGUUAUCCACAGUCUAUCUCCUCUUAUGUUCAAGUUCUCUAACCCUCCCCCAAAUUUAGCCCCGAACCAGACUUAUGGAGGGGGUGGUGGCAGCCCAUUUUGGGCCUGCAGAAUCGAUGGCGGUUAUACACUCAAAACCCUUCGUGCAUGGCAAGGUGUAUACGACGGUAGUUUUGUCGUGACCGGCAUCAAAAUUGAUUGGAGCGAUGGAACAUCGACUCGACAGUUUGGAAGGUCAUCGGGGCAAGAAAUCCCUUUCGAUUUCGAAGACGACGAAACAAUCGUGUCUAUGAAAAUCCGCUCUGGAAAAUAUUUAGACUACAUUUACAUCAAAACCAGCAGCAGGGGUCAUGUUUUAAAUUGUGGCGGAGGUGGUGGUGAUGAGCAUACGAUAUCUGUUGGAAAUGGUCAGCUUGUCGGUCUUCAAGGUUCAUCUGGUGAAACUCUUGACAGCCUUGGCCCAAUCUUCAUUUUAUGA
Aspergillus aculeatus ATCC 16872 is the source of this 876-nucleotide messenger RNA. RefSeq lists its product as uncharacterized. Bases 1 to 876 code for a protein of 291 amino acids. The transcript has a single exon. The record is from RefSeq and is a predicted model, not a curated record. NCBI's taxonomy places the organism in Eukaryota, Fungi, Ascomycota, Eurotiomycetes, Eurotiales, Aspergillaceae.